AUACGGCCGGUAUACAGUGCCAGUCUAGAUAUCGUGACAGCUAGCAGUAGCAGAUCGCCGCCAUGGCGAAUUUAACGCAUAUUUCCUACUUUAUUGUAGGAUUAUUUCUGGUAUAUAUGUCAUUUCGAGAAAUAUCACAAUCAGAAGCAUCGGUCGAACCCAAAGUUAAGUCCAAGUUAUCUCAAUUUGCAGCGCCAACCCUCACGGUAAUGUAUUGCAUUUCCUGAGGUUACCGGCAGGUGUUUGAGGAGUACGCUUCCCGUCUUCAUCAGCGUUACCCCGACCUCCGCAUCGAAGGAAACAACUUCCCCGCCCACCCGAUCCGUCGUUAUCUCGCAUCAUUCCUCGCCAUGGCUAAGCUGGUCUUGAUCGGUAUGGUUGCCUGUGGUUACGACCCAUUCCCAAUGUUUAAUAUGGAAACCCACCCUGCAUGGUCUUGGGCUAUUCAAAACAAAAUCUAUGCAUGUAUGAUGUUGUUCUUUAUAAGUAAUGCCAUUGAAGGACAACUGCUUUCCACUGGAGCCUUUGAAGUUACAUUUAAUGGUAAGAAACCCUCAUGUUAUCAAACUUCCUGGGAGGUAUUCUGAUAAUUAAAGGGGAAG
Messenger RNA from Lytechinus pictus (painted urchin), 602 nucleotides. Its product is annotated as thioredoxin reductase-like selenoprotein T. The record is from RefSeq and is a predicted model, not a curated record. Gene Ontology annotation, molecular function: thioredoxin-disulfide reductase (NADPH) activity. The transcript is spliced from 3 exons. NCBI's taxonomy places the organism in Eukaryota, Metazoa, Echinodermata, Echinoidea, Temnopleuroida, Toxopneustidae. Gene Ontology annotation, cellular component: endoplasmic reticulum membrane. Gene Ontology annotation, biological process: cell redox homeostasis.